This is a messenger RNA of Pectinophora gossypiella (pink bollworm), 860 nucleotides long. RefSeq names its product homologous-pairing protein 2 homolog. The transcript is spliced from 4 exons. Bases 158 to 775 code for a protein of 205 amino acids. Gene Ontology annotation, molecular function: recombinase activator activity; double-stranded DNA binding. The record is from RefSeq and is a predicted model, not a curated record. Gene Ontology annotation, biological process: homologous chromosome pairing at meiosis; meiotic joint molecule formation; meiotic strand invasion involved in reciprocal meiotic recombination. Lineage: Eukaryota; Metazoa; Arthropoda; Insecta; Lepidoptera; Gelechiidae. Gene Ontology annotation, cellular component: DNA recombinase auxiliary factor complex; condensed nuclear chromosome.
AAACACAUAUCGAAAAUAUGACAUGAACAUUGGAUAACGAUUCUACAUAAAGGAUACAUUAUUUACAUAACUACAAGUAUAGUUCACAGAUAAUUUACAAUGAGCAAGAAGAGAAGACAAAAGAGACAGAAUAUUAUUCACAAGGUGCGAACAUGAGAUGACGGAUUCGGAUAAAGGUAUCGGGUGGAUAAUCCCAAGUAAAAUUUGUGUACAAAAAGAUGUGACAGUGAACUUGCGUGGUGCAUACACAAAAGGCGUCGUGCAAAAAGCAUUGGACGCUUUGAGCGAAAGUGGCAAAAUAAAAUGUAAAUUGUAUGGAAAACAGAAAGUUUACGCUGCCAUACAAACUGAUAAAGUCGAAGGAGACAGUGAUGUACAAGACUAUGAUGCCCAGAUGAAAGUCCUAACAGAGAACCUAUCCAAGACUACAGAGACCCUAAGAACAGCAGAAGUAACCCUCAAAGGGCUGACAGCAACACCAACCAGUGCCGCAGCCAAAUGCCAAAUUGAAGAAAUAAUGAAAACAAUUGACAAUCUAGAGAAGAAGCUGGCCACAUUGAAGGACUCUAAGGAAGUUGUCAGUGCUGAGGAGAAAAAGGCUAUAUUGGGCGAACAUGACAAACUUUUGAGGGAAUACAGGAGACGCAAAAGAAUUUCAUCCGACAUGCUUGAAACAAUAUUAGAAGGCUACCCUAAACCGAAGAAGACUUUAUUAGAAGAAUUGUGCUUGGAAACUGAUGAGAUGGUGAAUUUCAAACUCACAUCAAACACAUAAAAAUACUCUUUAAAAUACCUAAGUGAUUCAUGUAAAAUGGCCUUUAUAAAUUUGUUGAUUAAUAAAAUAAUGGUAUGCAAAUUUA